Molecule: messenger RNA, 1062 nt
Organism: Prorocentrum cordatum
Lineage: Eukaryota; Dinophyceae; Prorocentrales; Prorocentraceae
Source: the annotation of a GenBank genome assembly
AUGCGUGGCGCCGCCCUCGGCGGCCGCUGGGACUACUCGACCAGCGCGUGCGCUGGGCACGGCUUCCACGGCGAUGGCGUCCCCGCCUUUGAGUUUGGGCCGCCCUCCGAGAAGAGGAUCCACCUCCACUGGGACUGCGCGGACGAAGGGACGCAUGGCGGACUCUUCGAGUAUGCGCUGGUCACCCUGUGGUUUGACGCAGGCUCCUUCCUAGCCCGUGCUUCGAGCCACGCGGAGCACCGGUCGGCAGUGGAAGAGGUGACCGCGAAGGACGAGGUGUGGCACCUGCGAGGCGGGCUCGACUUCUGCGCACCCAUCGCGCUCUGCCUGCACGAGCUCCAGGACAUGCGGGGUAUGACGCGGACCCGCCGCGACGUCCACUGGUGGCGGCGGCGCGCGAACCUGAGCGAGGGGCGCGCGGGCCACUUCCUCUGCUCCGCCCUGCUGUGGACCUUCCUGGGCAGGAGCCUCGGCCUGACGAGGGCCCUGGCCUCGCUGCCGCCCCCCACCCCCGCGGAGUGCACCGCGUCGUUUGCGGACGUCGCGCUGGCGUGGCGGGCCCACACGGCACCCACCCCGCUCUGGCCGCGCCCGCGUCCCGCGCUGGCCGUCUGCAUCCAGGGCGGCGUGCGCACCUUCACCCGCCCGGAGGUGCACGAGUCCAUCCGGCGCAACCUCGUGCUCCCGGCGGCCGCCAGCCUCACGCGGGUCUUCUACGUGCUCAACUCGACGUCCGACACGUGCACUUGGUGCGAGCGCAACGAGGUGCGGAGCUUCGGGCUCGCGGAGCUCGUUCCCGCCAUGGAGGCCAUCGGCCGCGGCCUCACGGCGUCCAUCGUUCUGGAGCCGGGCUGCUGCUGGCCAGCCCUCUCGCCGGGGCUGGCCUACUCGGACUGCUUCUGGGACAACAUCGCCGCCCCCGUGCAAGCCAGGGGCAAGCUCGAGGGAAGAAACCCGCUGACCAUGACCCAGAUGUCGCGGGGUCUUGCCGACGCUGGUCUCGGUCAUGGUCUACGUAUGCCGGCCGUCGCCGAUUCGCGAGGAUGGUCCACGAAUCGUUGA